UUAGCGUUCGGCGGUUUGGCGCUCAGUUUGUCAUUUGCACGCGCUUACGCCGGUUGGCCGACCAACAACAACAGGGCUACAGAACCGCCUGACCGCUCGCGUGUUUCAGUUUGGUGCGCUGAUUUCACUGCUAAUAUAAAUAAAUGCGAAUAUUUACUUGGGCAAUUUACGGCUAAGGUUCGCUUACAUAUAUAUAAGCAACACCUUCAAAGAUAAGGCUGGAACGAAUCGGACUUUAUCAGCAUUUCCACGGAACGCUUACGGCGGAGAGCAGUGCAAAACGGAGCGGAUGGUAAACACAACUGAAAAAUGAACGGAGAAUAGGCGAAACGAGAGUGAGAAGCACAAGUUAAUAUGAGUGAAUAAUUAGCCAUAGGCGGGAUCAGUCGAGAAACCAUGCGGAAUAUCAGAAAUCUCAAGGAUCCCACGGCAUGGAGAUGGCUCCACCUGCUCCUCCUCCUCCUCCCCCUCUCCGUCCAGGCGGAUCCGACGAAGGUGACCUGCCGGGAAUACGGCACCGCCAUCACCUGCGACUGCAACAACGCCGAACAGCCCAUGGUUUUGCCAACACUGCACGGUGGCGUUAACCAAGUGGAGAUCCGGAAUUGUCGCGAUCUUGUGGUGGAGGCGAAUCGACUGGCGGACACGGUGGGCCUGCGGAAGGUGACCUUCCGCCAGGUGGGCCAGCUGGUGCUCCGGGAACACGCCCUGAGUGUGCCGCGCUAUGCCAGCAAUAAGGCUCUGAUCGUGGAGUUCGAGCAGACGAACCUCCAGCUGAUCGAGUCGCAUGCCAUCAAUGGCAACAUCGAGGAGAUCUCAUUCGUGGGCGGGCGGAUAGAGCUGAUGAAGCCCUUCGGGUUCACCACCACCAAGGACAGUGCCAUAUUGCUCAAGUUCGACGGGGUCACCAUUCAGCGGAUCGAGAGUCAGGCCUUCAAGAAGUUCUCCGUUGAACAAAUGACCAUCGCCAACUGCCAGUUCCUGGGCGAUCUGCCCACCCGUGCUUUCUACGAACUGGAGGUCACCAACGAGCUGAGCCUGCGGGCUAAUCACUUCCAGGAGGUUCACUCCCAUGCCUUCUCUUUCAAACUUGUUUCCAAGUUGAGUCUGAGCGAAAACCACUUUGUGUCCGUGGAUGGCGAGUGGUUUGAGGCGCAAAUCCGGGAUGGGGUCACCAUUCGAGGCAACGAUUUCGGGGCCACCAGUGAGAUCGCCUUCCGCAGCCUCACCGUCCACCGAUCGUAUCAAUUGAGCGAGCACCUGGAGCUGCGAUUCCACAACAACAGCCUGCGAAGCGCUCGUCCAGGAUCGGAUCCCAGAGCAGAUGGCACUGGAGCGGAGGUGACACCUCAACCCCUGCGUUUCGACGAGAGUUUCGCCCUAAAUGUCCGCGAUCUGCGCUACGAUAACUCCUGGAGCUGCUCACAGCUGGACAGGAAUGUGGAGCCUCCGUUGCCACGGGCGGACUUCUUCCGGCUCCACAGUGAUCAGCUGAUGUUCCAUCCGCCUGACUAUGUGGCCAAUUCCGGGGGAGUGCGCCAAGUCCAGCCCUAUAUGCCACUGCGUUCACUCAUCACGGAUCAGUGUCGCGAGCAGAGCUACAUGGCCUACAUCGUCUUGGGAAGUGUGCUCCUGGGUCUGCUGCUGCUCCUCCUGAUCUUUUUGCUCUGGUGGCGAGUGGUGCAAAAGCGCAAGCGCCGCAAACUGGACGUAGUGCAGCCGGAACCGCGCACUUACAAGGAGACUCAGAUCGUAUACCAAAUCGAAAAUGCUGGCCUGUUGAAGACUGAUUUUUAGAUGCCAAGGAAAGACACCACACUUGGGGAUAAAUGUUAAUCUCCAAGAUAUCGAGAGUUCAUCACAGAGAGCCCACGACAAACAACACAACCACAGAGACACAGAGCUGAAUGAAGCUAGAGGAGCAGGUGGUGGAGCGGCUGGAGCACCACCACCCAUCAAACGGAACCACCAAUGCGUGACCUUUCGCUGUACCAAAACCAUAGCCUACAAGUUAGUCGUUAAAUAUCUUAUUCUAAUUAUGCAUAACUCGUAAUGUUUGUCAGUUUUUAAGUGGCCCAUGUAAAUAGUCGCAUGUAGAUAUAUAGGCUGAGAUCUUGCCCAGAAAUAUCCAGGUGGGUUUGCCAUAUCCCAUCAAAUAUUAAUGUGGAAUAAAUCAAUAUAAAGCCAAAACGGUUUGCUUGUUUUUUGUAUGGUUAAUAUUUAUACUAAAGGUUUCUCAACUAAAAUGUAAUAUUAAAUUUGGCACUCUUUCAUUAUUUGACAAGCUUUACUAAUUAGAUUUCUUCUAAACAAAUAGUCUAAGCUUUCAAUUAAUGAACAUUUUUAAAAAUACACAAAUCUAAGGGCAAAGAUAGCUGGCAAAAUAUUGUUUACAAAUAGAAAAUGACAAGCUAAAAUUGUGUAUAUUCAAAUUUUAGGUAUGUUUUUGGAGAUUGACUGUAAUUUACUGUACACAUAUGUUUAAUUAAAAAAAAACAUUCUUGGAAAUAUC
Messenger RNA from Drosophila rhopaloa, 2512 nucleotides. RefSeq lists its product as uncharacterized. The record is from RefSeq and is a predicted model, not a curated record. Lineage: Eukaryota; Metazoa; Arthropoda; Insecta; Diptera; Drosophilidae. The transcript has 5 exons. The coding region runs from base 397 to 1797 and encodes 466 amino acids.